This is a messenger RNA of Heteronotia binoei (common prickly gecko), 2034 nucleotides long. RefSeq names its product zinc finger protein 154-like. The coding region runs from base 1 to 2034 and encodes 677 amino acids. NCBI's taxonomy places the organism in Eukaryota, Metazoa, Chordata, Lepidosauria, Squamata, Gekkonidae. The transcript has 11 exons. Gene Ontology annotation, biological process: regulation of DNA-templated transcription. The record is from RefSeq and is a predicted model, not a curated record.
AUGGCGGAGAUGGACGACCUAUCCCAGUUGCUUGCUGGGAAUUCUAAGGAGGAAGCAAGAAAAUAUUGGGAGAAACCAUACAUGUGCAAGUUUUCCAAGAACUUUUCCCGCAGCAUCCGGCAGUCCCUUCUCCACACACACCUCAAGAAGCUGCAAGCGGAUGCCGCUGCGACCCUCGCAUCCUUCAGGCCAGCGGGGAAGGACAUUGAUAGAAAGAGCCGUGGAGAUCCGCUGCUUCUCUUCCUUCUGCAGGGAACAAAGAUGCAGCGAAGCAAUGAGGAUAAUUCAGGAGAAGGCACGAAAGAUGAACGUUUCAGAGAAACUGAGGCACUUCUGAGGGAGAUUGAAAAUGAGAGGAAGAUUAUCCUUCGGGACUGGCAGGAGCUGCGGAAGUUUAUCGAAGAGCAAGAAGGAAGUGCAUUGAGGAGACUGGAAGAGCUGGAGAGAGAGAUCGUUGUGAGGAGAGAUGAGAGCGUAUUAAAAAAUUCGGUAUUCUGUAAGCCCGAAAUGGACCUUAUGGAGCUGGAACAGAGGAUGAAGCAUUUCUCUCAGAAAAGGAUUGCUGUGCAAGAGGUGCUGUUGACCUUUAAGGGAAUUUUGCAUUCGGAGCUGGGGAAUGCCUUAACUCUGCCUUUCUCAUCUGUCUGCCUAGGAAAGUCAUCCUUCUGUUUGAGGUUUCUCUGUUGCUGCCGAAGAUGUGGCAGGGAAGCGGCUGCAUUGGAGCUGGAUCAGGAGCCUGUGACCUUUGAAGAGGUGGCAGUCCGAUUCACCAAGGAGGAGUGGGCUCACCUGGACCCCCACCAGAAAGCAUUGUACAUGGAUGUUAUGCAGGAGAACUAUGAAAACGUCACAUCUGUGGUGCUUUCCCUCACCAAGUCUGUUGGGACACCCUGGGCAGAAGAAGGGGAAGGGGCAUGCUUCCUGAUUCCAAAUUCUCAGGGCCCUGACAAAAGGAACCAUUGUGAAGUCAUCAGUACAGCUCAUGUUGUCGAGAAUAGGGUGGAGAAUAAUGUACUGCCGGACAAUUCUGAGCAAAACGUACCUCAUGACGCUUCUUUCCGAAGCGCAAACAAUGGACCCCUCCUGAGUCAUGAGGGAGGGGAAUCAUCUGGGCAUCGACGCAGAUCAACGAGGCUGCAAAAAACCAAAACGGGAGCUGAAGAGGAGAGUCCCAUUCCUCCUCAGGAUGUCAAAAAAAUCGCUGUCCAGAAGAGGAUCGGUAAGGAUGGGAGACAAAAGGCAUGUAACAAAUGUGGGAAACUGUUUACUCAGAGUGUCCUUCUCCUCAAGCAUAAGAGAACCCACAUGGGCAUGAAACCUAUCAAAUGCUCAGACUGCGGUAAAAUCUUCAGCCGUCAUUCCUUCCUUCACAAACACAAGAGAACCCACAGAGCAGAGAAAUUGUUCCGCUGCUCGGACUGCGGAAAAUCUUUCCAUCAGCGUUCCCAUCUUGCCUCACACAAAGGGAUCCACACCGGAGCCAAACCUUACAAGUGUUCAGAGUGUGGGAAAAGCUUCCGGCGAGGGCCUGACCGUAAUAGACACCAGAAGAUCCAUACAGGAGAAAAAAUGCAUAAAUGCUUGGAUUGUGGAAAGAGUUUCCUCCUGAGUUCGAGUCUCAUGAAACAUGAGAGGACCCAUACAGGAGAGAAGCCAUAUAAAUGCUCGGACUGUAAGAAAAGUUUCAGCCAGAGAUCUCACCUUAUUGUUCACAGAAGAACCCACACGAGGGAGAAACCAUUCAAGUGUUCGUUCUGUGGCAGCGGGUUCAGUCAGAAAGCUCAUCUCACGGCCCAUGAGAGAACUCACACAGGAGAGAAACCCUACAAAUGUUCUGAAUGCGGCAAAAACUUUAAACUGAACGCGACAUGUAGGAAACAUAAGAAAACUUAUCAUUUUGAUUUCAAGAGUAACACCAGAUGUCUAAAAAAGCCAAAGAAAGGAAGUGACAAGAUUUUCAACAUGCGCAGUGGUCGUGUCCAGAAAUUUGAGGAUAAUGUGAUCAUUGAAAUCCAUCACAGGACCAAUGUUUAA